Messenger RNA from Lycium ferocissimum, 1314 nucleotides. RefSeq names its product CAAX prenyl protease 2. Bases 142 to 1083 code for a protein of 313 amino acids. NCBI's taxonomy places the organism in Eukaryota, Viridiplantae, Streptophyta, Magnoliopsida, Solanales, Solanaceae. The record is from RefSeq and is a predicted model, not a curated record. The transcript is spliced from 8 exons. Gene Ontology annotation, molecular function: metalloendopeptidase activity. Gene Ontology annotation, cellular component: endoplasmic reticulum membrane. Gene Ontology annotation, biological process: CAAX-box protein processing.
UAAAUGAAAUGUACCAAUGUCUUCCAUUGAAGCAAAAUAAACUCUACUUACAGUGUACUUUUAGCGAUUUAUGUUGUAAUUUAUGUACCAUAUAAUAUAACAUAUGUAUACUAUUAUUAUUUGCUAAUAAAUCUGGCGAAUAUGGAAUCAUCAUUGACCGGCGGUGAUGACGUGUCGAAAUCGGUAGCGUUGAUUGCGUGUACUUUCAUGGCAAUUUUGUAUGUUGCAAUCUUAUAUGCACCGACGUUGAUUCUCCGUUUACCACCGUCAGAUUCGUUUCAAUCAUAUAUGAUCCGACGGUUCAUAUGUGCUGCUAUUUCCUCUGUUUUUUCACUCAUUGCUUGCUCUCUUAUCCUCCCUAUUGAGUGGGGAAAAUCUCACGUUUCCAGUGUUUAUGGCAUCAGAUUGGAUCAUAUCUGGCAAGCUGUCGUGUUUCCUCUUGCAUUGACUUCAUUAAUGUACGCUGGCACCUUGAUCCUCAACCUGUUACUGUUGCUAGACUCGGGUCAAGAAGAUCGGGAAAAUGGAAGCAGCCUGCUUGACAUUAUUAAAAAUGUUGUUCAUGAAUUUAUUGAAUCGAUCUCUUCAAUGGCGUACAAUAUUCAAGCAUGGCGUAAUUAUUUUGUGGCCCCACUUACGGAAGAGCUGGUUUUUAGAGCUUGUAUGAUACCUUUGCUUCUUUGUGGAGGAUUCAGCACCUCUACAGUGGUAUUUCUUUGUCCUAUAUUUUUCAGUUUAGCUCAUUUAAAUCAUUUGUUAGAACAAGCUCAACGAAGCGGCAGCUGGCUUAAAGCUCUUACGAUUGUAGGCUUCCAAGUCGGCUACACGGUCAUCUUUGGAUCAUACGCUUCAUUUCUCUUUGUUCGGACAGGACAUCUUACCGCUCCACUAGUUGCUCAUAUUUUUUGCAACUAUUUGGGCUUACCUAUAAUAAUCUCACAGAGGACAGGGAUGGUAACAGUGGCAUCUGUGGCUGGAUUGCUAGGUUUCAUCUGGCUUCUUUUUCCACUCACCAGUCCUCAUUUGUACAAUGCCACAACGGAUAAUUGCAUGUGCUGGCAUAGAUAUUGUACUUGGAGCUAAUUGAGACAAUUCGGAUGGACGAUAUGAAUUUUUUCAAGAUAGUUAACCACUUUCUUAAUUGUGAGAGGGAGGUCAUUCCGAAGUCUGCUCUAAAAGUCUGUAACAUACUUCCUUUGAUAAAGUGAAAAUUUUCUCAACUCCCAGAAAGUUUGUCAAGGGUUAAAAAAGAACUCCUAAAUUAAUGUAACAUGAAUAAUAUGGUAAUUUAUUUUCCUUUUGGAUUGUAUUUAU